Drosophila grimshawi is the source of this 1474-nucleotide messenger RNA. It is a transcript of the gene RpL4, whose product is annotated as 60S ribosomal protein L4. Lineage: Eukaryota; Metazoa; Arthropoda; Insecta; Diptera; Drosophilidae. The record is from RefSeq and is a predicted model, not a curated record. Gene Ontology annotation, biological process: translation. The transcript is spliced from 4 exons. Gene Ontology annotation, molecular function: structural constituent of ribosome; RNA binding. Gene Ontology annotation, cellular component: cytosolic large ribosomal subunit; ribosome. The coding region runs from base 143 to 1348 and encodes 401 amino acids.
GCAGUCUGAAAUGCGGUUGGCAGCACUUUUCGGCCAUUUCCGGCAGCUCUCUUUCUUUCUUCGUUCUUCUUAUUAAAAAGAGGACGGCAUCUGCGUUUGCAGAAAAUUUAACACCAUUUAUUGGGAUUAAAAAUCAGCGAAAAUGAGCUUAGGCAACGCCAGGCCAUUGGUCUCCGUGUAUACGGAAAAGAAUGAGGCACUUAAGGAGAAGAACAUCUGCCUGCCCGCAGUGUUCAAGGCGCCUAUCCGUCCGGAUGUGGUCAACGAGGUGCACCAACUGAUGCGUCGCAACAAUCGCCAGCCCUAUGCUGUCAGUGAGCUUGCAGGUCACCAAACAUCUGCCGAAUCCUGGGGUACUGGUCGUGCCGUUGCACGUAUUCCCCGUGUCCGUGGCGGUGGUACUCAUCGCUCCGGUCAGGGUGCCUUUGGCAACAUGUGCCGUGGCGGUCGUAUGUUCGCACCCACCAAGACCUUCCGUCGCUGGCACCGCAAGGUGAAUGUUAACCAGCGUCGCUACGCUCUCGUCUCGGCUAUCGCCGCCUCCGGUGUGCCAGCGUUGGUCCAGUCCAAGGGACACGUUAUCGAUGGCAUCUCCGAGUUCCCAUUGGUCGUCUCCGAUGAAGUGCAGAAGCUGCAGAAGACCAAGCAGGCUGUAGUCUUCUUGCGUCGCAUGAAGGUCUGGGCCGAUAUCCAGAAGGUGUACAAGUCGCAGCGCUUCCGUGCUGGUCGUGGUACGAUGCGCGAUCGUCGCCGCAUUGCCCGCAAGGGUCCACUUGUGGUCUACCACAAGGAUGAGGGUCUUCGCCAGGCGUUCCGCAACAUACCCGGCAUUGAGACCAUUUGCGUGGACAAGCUGAACUUGCUCAAGUUGGCACCUGGUGGUCAUGUGGGUCGCUUUGUCAUUUGGACGGAGUCUGCAUUCUCGCGCCUGAACGAUCUGUUCGGCACCUGGAAGAAGCCAUCCACUCUGAAGAAGGGCUACAAUCUGCCCCAGCCAAAGAUGGCCAACACAGACUUGUCGCGCCUCUUGAAAUCGGAGGAGAUUCGCAAGGUUCUCCGCGAUCCACGCAAGCAUGUGUUCCGUCGUGUGCGUCGCCUCAAUCCUCUGUCCAAUGUGCGUCAACUGAUCAAGUUGAAUCCGUAUGCUGAGGUCCUCAAGCGUCGUGCUGCAUUGGCCGCCGAGAAGCGUACGGUUGCCAAGGUUUUGGCCAAGGCCAAGAAACAGAAUGUGGAGCUGGCCAAGUCUCACUUUGCCAAUGUCGCCACAAAGGCUGCUGCUAACCGCGCCAAGCUGCUCGCCGCCCGCAAGAAGAAGGUCGCCGCCAAGAAACCAGCGGCUAAGAAAUAAACCGAGUUAGUUGCAGACCACAAAAACUCUUUUUAUAAAAUAAAAUAACAAAAGUUGUAUGAAUUUUAUUCAUAAAAUAAUACAGUGCGUGAAAGUAAUUUCUGAUUAAACUGAUUAAAAAAUUUA